Molecule: messenger RNA, 2535 nt
Organism: Colletotrichum scovillei
Lineage: Eukaryota; Fungi; Ascomycota; Sordariomycetes; Glomerellales; Glomerellaceae
Product: cytochrome P450
Exons: 2
Coding region: 851-2506 (551 amino acids)
Molecular function (GO): heme binding; oxidoreductase activity, acting on paired donors, with incorporation or reduction of molecular oxygen; iron ion binding
Source: RefSeq, a predicted model, not a curated record
CUGUCAAUGUGGCCUCCCUUUCGACUCCCGACCUUCGAGAAACACCAUUUUGGAGCUUAUCAAAUCAUCCAAUGCACCAAAGUUCAAAGCCAAGCAUCCACCCCUGGCUCUUUCGCCUCGGCACCUGGACGCCUCUAGCGCAGAUCACCCUUGUUUAGCCCUAUCGCGGCGCAUCAAACGUGCUCCAAAUCUCCGAUUUUCCUCUUGUGUCCGUCCUCCUUCCGCGAUGGUUCAGAUUUCCGCUGUCAUCAUGCCAGAACCGCGGCUCUUCUCCGUCCGCGCCCACAUCUUUUUUUGACUCUGCACUUGCAGUCUGGAACCUACGAGUCUGUUGCUUGUUUUCACCGUGUUCCACUCUUCCACGCCGGCCACGGAGCCGACACUCGAAUGGAUUCGUCUCACCCUCACGGCCCGCUUGUUUUUUUCGGACUUGAGCGCCGCCCAUGAAGUCAUGGUCCUUGGGUCAAGGGGACCUUGAGAUGAACCUCGGCAGGCCACUUUUUUUUCUCCUUCGCUCGUCAGUCGUCACUCAUCGGGCCAGCUGUUCGGUCUGUGUGUCUGUUGUGUGUUCCCACCCAAAGAAUCGACAUUGCCUGGGAUCGGAUUGGAUAAGCUGCGCCAUAUUGUGAUGUUCCAUGGGUACGUACUGUUUUGAUUGCGAUCUCUUUUUUUCUCUUAUAUAUCGUCAACGGGCUGCAUCCCCCUCCAUCUAGCAUAGCAGCUUUCAGGAUUGGAAGUCUUGUCUUGUCUACUUUACUAUUACUACUUCAUACAUCCUGAAUACAAUUACUUUGGACGUCUCCAGAUUCGUGCGCUCCUCCGACUCCAUCCACACAUCACAUCCUACACAAUGUCAUCACAACGCUUCCACCUGUUGGGUGAAGACCCGUCAGUUACGACAGAGUUUGAGAUUCCCGCCUCAACAGACGAGGAGGGUCUUCAGCAUCUCGCUGCCUCUCACUUUGCCGUCGUCGAUCACAAGGGCGUUGGCUUCGUCUCCGGAGAUGAGGCUCUGACAACAGUCGCCGAUGUUCUCGCCGCCGAGGGCCCCGUUGCCAUCACCAUUGACGGCCACCCCGUCCGCGAAGUUCCCGGUCCUUCUGGUCUGCCCUUCAUCGGCAACUACUUCGAGGUCUACCCUGACCAUCUCGGUAACCACCAGCGCCUUUUCGAGAAGUACGGCCCCAUCUUCAAGACCACCAACAUGGGAUCCGUCAUCUACCACACCAACGACCCGGCCAUCGCCAACAUCUUCUUCUCCGAGAGCGAUUUCUUCACAAAGAACAUUAUCCCCGGUCAUCCGCUGUACCCUAUCAAGAACAAGGAGUCCGGAGUCUUCCUCGGCGACACGGAUACCCCCGAGUGGAAGGAGGUACACAAGUUCCUCCCACCCGCCUUCGGCCCCAAGGCCGUCCGUCACUACGCCCCGACCAUGCAGGCUACCAUUGAGGACUCCUUCAAGGUCUUUGACGAGCUCGACGAGAAGGAGGAGGCCUGGAAUGUCUACCCCUACAUGCUCAAGCUUGGGUCCCAAGCCGUCGGCAAGCUCGUCCUCGGCAUGGACUUUAAGCACUUCACCGCCGUCGACGCCCCGCCCCACGAGAUGGUCAUCCGCAUUGCCCAGUCUCUCGAGCUCAACAAGAAGAUCACUUCCAUGGGUAGCUGGUACGCCUCCCUGCCCUUUGGCGACCCCCAGCGCCUCCGCGACGCCCGCGGCCGUAUCGUCGAGAUGAUGAACGAGUCCAUCAACAACGCCUCCAAGGGUGUAGAGAACCUUGAACUGCAGGAGGCCGCCCUUCAGGCCGACAACAUGGUCGACUACGUCCUCCGCGCCAGCGACAGCAAGGGCAACAAGCUGCCUAAGGAGCGCAUCAUGGAGCCCCUCGUCGUCGCCACCGGUGCCGGCUUCACCACCACUUCCUCCCUCCUCUCCUGGCUCCUCUACGGCAUCGUCGCCUACCCCGGCAUGCAGGAGCGCCUCCUCCAGGAGCUCAUCGACAACGGCUUUGACGAAAACACCCAAAUCACCGCCGACCUCACCCAGAAGCUGACCUUCCUCGACAAGUACAUCAAGGAGACCCAGCGCCGCCACAACCCCUCCUACCAGCCCGCCCGCACCUCAAAGGUGGACAUGAUCCUCCCCGGCGGCUACAAGCUGCCGAAGGACUCCAUCUGCAUCCCCGCCAUCCACCACAUCCACAACAACCACCUCGUCUGGGACAACCCGGCCCGCUUCGACCCGGACCGCUGGGACUCGGACAAGGUCAAGAACCGACCCAACGCCUCGUACAUCCCCUUCGCCACCGGCCCGCGUAUGUGCAUCGGCUUCAACUUUGCCCUGCAGGAGGUCAAGGUCUUCCUCCCCAAGCUCAUCUACCGCUACAAGUUCAGCCUGGCGCAGGAGGGCCCCGUCGAGUACGAUCCCAUGUUCCAGCUCAUUCGCCCGAACAACCUGUACGUCCGCGCCGAAAGGCGUGUCAAGUGGCCUCCAAGGUCUGAGGCUUAAAAUGGUUUACGAGUUGUGUAAAAAGUGUU